Symbiodinium necroappetens is the source of this 6783-nucleotide messenger RNA. The record is from the annotation of a GenBank genome assembly. Lineage: Eukaryota; Dinophyceae; Suessiales; Symbiodiniaceae.
GGAGUUGUGUGGAAGGGCGAGUUUUCCGACCCUCCAGCAUGGCCAGGAUGGCAGUAUCGACGCCAAUGGGUGGCAGCCGUGCGUCGCUGGAACAAGGCGAGUGACAUCCCGACCGAGAGAAGAGCGGAGAAAGUGCUCAGGACCUUGGGCUGGGAGAUGCAAGUGGAGUUCGAGCACCUCAGCGAGGCCCAGCUUGCAUCACCUCAGUACCUGGACCACAUCCUCCAGAUCAUCGAGAUGAAGGCUGGAGUUCGUGAGGACGACGACAAACGCGCAGCCUUCAAGUCCGUCCUCCACGACAAUGGUCGCCGCAAGGACGAAAGCUUGAGUCAGUAUGUUUCUCGUCGAGUUCGAGACUUCACUAAGGCGGCAACCUAUGGGGUCCAGCUUCCGGAGGAGUUCCGAGCAGCUCUUCUUCGCGAGGGAGCAGGACUCAACGACCAGGGCUUGCAGAACUUGACGGCCUUGCUGCAGGGUGAUGACAAUCGUGUGGACCGAGUUGCUCAGGUGUUGGCCAGGAUGGAUACCCGGCAGGACCGCAUCACCGGGUUUGUCCACUCACCCGAGGAGCAUCGGACGUCAGAUCAGGCAAGCUGGAUGGCAAUGGACACCGGGAACCCGGAGGACCUCAUCGACGAGCCCUCCGGCGACGACGGCGAUGAGACCGACGAGGACUGUCGCGUGCUGGCUGAGCUCACAGACUUGAGCUUCUCUGAGGAGCAGGCGGCCCUUGUGUUUGCCAUCGUCGAGAACAGGAUGCCUCGGCCCAGGAGGACGUGGAAAGAAAACAAGCGAUUCAAGCAGGAGCUGCGCAAGGACCGCCGCAGCUUCGUAAAGGGACCUCCAGAUGAUCGCCCACACGACCGUACGGGCGAGGGACAUGGAGGAACUGGACGUCCACGUCUUUCCAAGGAGCAGCUCAAGAAGAUUUCGAAGUGCCGACUUUGUGGACGGCGUGGGCACUGGGCCGAGGAUUGCAGGUCACGAGGCACUCCACGACCAGAGGCUGGAGCCAAGCUGAGCAACUUCUGCUACCUCGGAGGCUCCCUGUCUGGAGCCACGAAUGGAUUCACUGGCGUGGUCUUCUCGCAGGAGGUCGCGGCGACCGGCAUCGAGUACGGCGAGAGCAAGGUCACCUUCGACCCCACUCGGUGCUUCCUCACCAUCCCGUCCGGGAUGGCUAUCCUCGACAUCGGCGCGACCCAGGACAUCAUCGGGACCGAGGCCUUUGCCGCUUUGGAAAGAGAACUUGGCCGAUGUGGACUGCAGGCCGUGGAGAUUCCGACCACCGCGAGGGCCCCGACGGGUAUUGGCGGCGCAGCCAAGGUUGCGCACACCAUGCUGGUGCCUAUUUCUCCGGGCGGAGUACCCGGCGUGAUCCAGUUCUUGGUGAUCGAGCAGAACAUCCCGCCGCUCCUGUCAGUCGGACUGUUGGAGCAUUUGGGCACGGCGAUGGAUCUCACCACCAACAUGGUGAACUUCCAGACGAUCGGCGUCGACAUGAAGAUGGUGAAUCUUCCGAGCGGCCACCGUGCCGUCCCGUUAGUGGAGUGGCCCGGAGGCGACUUUCCCGUCCCACAAGUGGUCAAGAACCAGCAUGGCUUGAGCGACGGAGCUUUUGCCAAGACUCUUUCGGCUUCUUCCGCCUACAUGAAAAAGAGUGAGGUGCGCACAUGUCGAGUUCCGGACAACGUGGGAGCGAGCAGUGAAGACGGCAGCAGCCUGAUGCCCGCGAUGAGUCAGCAGCAGUUCAUGAGUCACACGUCUGAUGAUCACGUGAGUGUUCAAUCGCCCCGAUGGGCAAUCAGUCUACUUCGUGUAGUCCCCAAUUCGAACGUUCUGCCCCUGGCCGUGAACAUGGAACUCCCGUCUCGCGCGACGGCGGCCUCGGCGACUCCCUACGAGGGUCACGCAGAGAAGAGUGGAAGGAUCACCCAGCUAUGGCGGAGCAUCGUGGUCAAGAUGUUCUACCUGCUGGAGAAUAUCCGAGCAAGAUUUGCGAGGUUGGCAGCGGCGGAGAUACAGCAGAAGAGCCUCCUCUCCGAGAGGCACCACUACUUGCUGAUGGACGCGCAAAAGCCGGCCGCAUGCCUGCACCCCGGACAACCGAUACGAAGGGCCAAUCAGUACGCCACGUGGACGGUAUGCCCAAAGUGUUCGGCCCGGCUGACUUACGUGUCCAAGCACAUUCAGCCAAAGGGGAAAGCAAAGGCACGAGCUCGAGCAGGCGGCUAUCAAGUUCCUCCCGAUCCGGCGGAGGCGGUGGCUCAGGCGCGCACAAGAACGACGAGGAGCUCGGGGUCCAUGGAGCUGCCACCAACGGAGCCAGUGCAUCCGGAGCUUGCUUCCACCCUGAGGGCCAUGAUGACGAGCUUCCGCGAGGUGGGCGAGUCUCUCCGCGAACUGGCUCGAGGACAAGGACAAAUGUUGACGAUGAUGCAUGGCCAGUUCCCCAGCACGAUCGAGAGCAUGUCCCUGGCCCAGGCAGCCCAGGCCGCAGAGAACACGGUGGAUCAAGAGAUGGGCCUGGAACCGGAGUCUCCGGAAGGAGAGAGCCAAGCGAGCUGGGCACCCGUGGACAACCCGAAUGCCGCCGACCUGCCACAGUGCCUCUUGAAGGGCUGGGGACACUCCGAGGGCGCGUGGGUUUUGCAUCAUUCCUUCGGCACCAGCGUUCCACGAGGAAAGCUUGUUGGCAGCCGCGGCCCCGGACCAGCUCCCCCUGAAGUUCCCAAGGACAGUGUCAGCGUCGAGAACAUCCCCGUCGGUUUCAACGAGGAUGGGGAACACUGCCAAACUGGAAGCGACAUCGAGCUAGAAGACAAGCCCGACCUCGAGGUCGAUGUGAUCAACCUCUUCGAGACGAUGUUGCCGAAUGCCAUCGCGCAGGCCGCUGGUCUUCGAGUAUCAGCCGCCCACGAGGACUUCACCCGGCAAGGAGAAUGGUCAAGUGGUCGAAAGGAGCAUCGUCAGCGUUUCAGGCACUUCAUCCGGCACCGACGCCCAGAAGUGCUACUUGCAUCCGUGCCUCAAGCAUCGGACGGCCACGAAGUCCUUGUGCGACACCGGGUGGACGUCACUUUUGCGCUGGAGGCGAUAAAGACGCAAGUCGAGAGCGGCAGGCACUUCUACAUCGAGGUCAACCACGACGAUGAGUUCUGGACUAGCGCCGAGUGGGUCGCUCUGGUCGACCAUGGCGGUAUCCGCGUCGGCGGCUCUGAGGACAGAAGAAGGCGAUGUGCCACAAACAUGAACAUCCCCCUCAAGGCCGCCAUCCUCAUGCCCGAGACGUCCGUGACAAGGGGCUCUCAGGAAUGCCUCUAUGAGAGCGCCAAGAGCGGUGAUCACCGACUGGCCCGCUCGCGCGAGCAAGCGAAUCUCCGUACAGACCCCAGGAGCUUAUCAGGUCCUCGGCCAGUACUCCUAUGGACGUUUCGCUGGCAUCACCUUGGGACCUACAAGUUGAAGUUCACCACGCUCUACCUGAACGAUUUCCUCACUGCCCAGGGAGCCAGCGGCCCGAGGUCGAGCAUUUCCAUCACGCAGAACGCUGCGGUUCGUCCACAUCGUGACGCCCAUAAUGUGAACCUGAACUACUGCAUCGCCCUCGGCAAGUUCAAGGGCGGAGACCUCUGGGUUGAGAGCCCCGAGGGAACCAUCUUCAAGAAGCUCAAGUCAGGAGUCUCCGUUGCUGGCAAGGUAGUGAAGCACCAAGGGCGACUUAAUGUGUUUGACCCCAAGAAGUACCACGCCGUAGAGGAGUAUGAGGGUGAGAGAUGGUCUAUUACGGCUUUCACUACCAGAUCGUCUCAGAGCCUCUCCUCUGGGCAGCGGGACCAUCUCGAGAGUUUUGGCUUUAGUUUGCAGGGCUAUGAGGGAGCCCCGAUCCUUCCCAGCAAGACCGCACAGGACUGCUGCGCUGUUACUACGGCAUCGACAGGGGCAACCGGGUCAGGCUACUCCUUUGCUACGACCUCUGCCGACGAGAUUCUCGGCCCCAGCCGCGGCGAGGACACCGACUCCGAGGACGAGGAGUCAGAGGCCAGACCCGAAGCUUCCGACACUACGGAGGCAAAGCUCACGGAGAGCCAGAAGCGGCUCGUUCGAAAGCUCCACGAGAAUACGGGACACCCCCCGAAGGAGAGAUUCUUGCGGACUCUUCGAGCUGCGGGUGCACUUCCUCACGUCUUGAAGUACAUUCGCGAUGUCUUUGAGUGCGAAACCUGCGCGGCGAAGAGGCUCCCUGAUCACCGCCGCAAGGGACAAUGUCCACGAGUGCACUCUUUCAAUCGGGUGCUGAGCGUGGAUGUGUUCUACGUGCCCGUUAAGGGCAGCAGCAUACCGAUUCUCAACGUGGUCUGUCACGGGACAAACUAUCAGGUCGCGCACCGCAUCCAUGGUACUGGUGGAGGAACACCAUCGUCCUCGGCGACCUGGAAGGCUUUUCUGUCCACUUGGGUCAGGUUUCUCGGACCUCCAAGCAUGGUCAUCACAGACGGAGGGAAGGAGUUUCAGGGGCGCUUUGAACGAGGCGUCGAGCAGCUGGGAACUCUCCAUCAUGUUACCGCCCCGGACAGCCCGUGGCAGAACAGUCGAGCUGAGCGACACGGAGGCUGGCUGAAGCAGCGGAUGAUUCAGGAGCUGGAGUCUGGGCAGAGCGUGAUCGAGAACCUCGACGACCUGGACGAGAUCCUGGCCGCCACGACGGCCGCUAAGAACCGAUGGUUUUGUUCUGGCGGAUACACGCCGGUCCAGCUUGUGUUUGGGGAAAUGCCUCGAGUACCUGGCGAGCUGCUCUCGGACAAUCCAUCAGGACUUCAACCUCUCUGUGACGCCUUCAACGAUCCGGCAGGCAACUUGCCUUGGCUGAGACGAGUCGAGAAGCCUUCAAGAGAGCCGCCCGACGAGGUUGUGGCGGUGUGCCCCGGAGCAGCUUCGACCCGCCUUCCCAUCGGAAGUUCUCGGCAGACAACUGGCAUCAGACCCAGAGCUCGGCGAGCCCGCCAGAAGAAGGAGACCACGUGGCGCCAGUCGACCAGCUUCCUCCAGGAGAACAGGACCGCUUCCACCUCGGCCUCCUGGACUUCACGGACCACUCCUAGGAUCGAGGAGCCGGGUAGCAGCUCUGACCCAGUCCGAGCACCUGGCACCCCCAUCCAGGAGCUGUUGGAGACCCUUCGACGAGGAGGAGAUCUACAGUGGAACCUGGUGGCCAGCCGAAGCGACGAAGUUGACAUCCGCAAGAUGAGCAAGGAGGACCGAGCACUUUUUGACCAGAGCGAUGAGGUGGAGUGGAAGGCCAUUCUUCAGACGGGUGCGGUCCGAGUGGUGUAUGGCGAGGAAGCAGCCAAGCUACGCCGCCAGUACCCUGACCAUACCGCCGAACUGGUUACCUUUGCUCCGACCCCAUCGAGCGAGGGGCUCAUGGCAUUCCUCCAGGUCAGCCUCAACCUGAGCCACACCUUCGCAUUCUGUGAUGUCAAGAAUGCGUUCUGCCAAAGUGACAAGUUGGUCAGGAAAAGUGGGCCGCUGUUUGCCCAGCCCUGUGAAGGGCUCCGCCUCGGCACUGACGCGUUGAUCAUUAUUGACGUGCCCGUGUACGGGCUUGACGACGCCCCGGCAGCAUGGAGGGCAACCGUGGUCUCGUUCUUGGAGCGGGAAGGCUUCGUCAGGAACUUGGUGGAACCGUGUUGGUGGUCGAGAUUCGAUCGCCAUGGCACCAACGAAGCUCAGGUGCUCAUUGAAGUGGACGAUUUUAUCGUGACGGCCCUGCCGGAGCUCCAGAGCAAGCUCAAGGAGGCGUUCCAGGCCCGCUUCACCUUCGGCAAGUGGGAAGAGAAUGAAGCAGAAUAUGCCGGCCGAAUGAUCAAAGUCCGACCGGGCUUCAUUCACGUCGACCAGGAGAAGUACCUGACCGAGCAGGUGAACUGGGUGGCGAAGGAAACGCGCCCCGAGGUCGCGGGCAUGGCAUCGAUCUUGGCCAGCAAGCUCAAGUCCGCCGUCAUCGAGGAUGUUCUGGUCCUGAACAAGAACAUUAACUUCCUGAGGAACACGGCGAGCCGUCCCCUGACGAUCUGGAAGAUGGACACUCGGGAGAUGGCCUUCGUGGUUAUCUCAGACGCGGGCGGAGUUGGGGCCAAGCACGACACCACGGACGAGCUGGACCUCCCGGCGGAUAGUACCCAAGGGGCCUGGAUGGUCUUCGCAGCGGAGGCUCUCCCGAUUGGGAACAUGAAGGUCAAGGCGAGCCCACUGGCAUGGCGCAGCAGCAAGCUUCGACGGAAAGUCUUUUCUACCUUCGGUGGCGAAACCCAAGCAAUGCUGCAAGGCAUCUCGCAGGCUGACUGGCUCCAGAUUAUGGUGCGAGACGCUGUCCAGCACGACGUGGAGCUCAAGCAGUGGAGGAACUGGCUAAGCCCGCACAUGAUCAUCAUGAAGGGCGACCUCCACGUUCCCGAGAGGCAGCCACAGUGUUCCGUCACCGAUGCGAAAAGCCUGUACGAUUGCAUCAUGAAAGAACAUCCCCAAGGCAAACAAGACCGAAGGAGCGCGUUAGAACUGGCGAUAAUAGUUCGAGACCUGCAAGAAACGCGCUCUAUGGUGCGGUGGGUUCCUCACCAAAAAAUGGUCGUCGACGUGCUCACCAAGGUGGACCCGCUGAAGGCCAACGGGGCCAUGGAUCAGUUCUUGCGCAGCGGUCAGCUCAGCCUUGUGGAUGUUGAUGCAGAGAUAGCUGCCCGAGCCAGUGAUCCCCGGAACAAGUCCAGAAGCCACAGUGCGUCG